UUACAUACAAUACAACAUGGUGAUUGUUACAUUUAUAAGCACUUGGAAAAUUCUACAGUACAACCUUGGAGUAAAUGUACAUCCUACCUGUAGAAAAAAAGGCUACAUCCACAUGAACAAUAUGCUUUUGGUACACACAUUUUCUUAUCAGCAAGUAACACAGAUUAUUUGCAUGUAAGGAAUGUCAGAUUAUAUGUGAUGUAUGCACAGAAGCAUGGAUUUAACAAUUCCCAUUAUCAGAAGCAAACAUAGCUUCCGUUCAUCAUGUAACAAAUGAUCGACUUGCAAAGAAAUUUGACAAUCAAGUUUAAAUUGAGGGCGUACGUGACCGAGCGAUCCUGAUCGGACGGACGAGUCGAGGGCGAUCUUGCUCUGUAAAACAAGACGGCCGGCGGAUACCACCCACACCACAGGCCACAGGCCACAGGCCACAUCUGAUCUAGGACAGCUCGCUCGCAUCUCUCCCUGUCCGUCCCUCCUCUUCCCCAUCUCGCCAGCCCCGCCGCGCACUUCCCCAUCUCGCCAGCCCCGCCGCAAAUCCACAGAUCUCCGGCGAUGGAUGACCAUUUCGCUCGCCUAUCGGACGAUCUACUCGUCCACAUCCUCCAGUUCGUCCCCGCCAAAGAGGGGGCCAUCACCACCGCCCUCUCCAAGCGGUGGCGCCAUCUCUGGAGGGCGUCAGGCGCCGUCAACCUCAUGGCCCUCAUCCUCGAGGAGGAGGAGGAGGAGGCCCCGCUCAACGCCAAGCGCGACAGGUUCGUGUCUCAAUCGCUUCAGAUCCUCGACAGUUUCGUGGAGGCCGGCACUCUCUCCCCCCUCAACAAGGUCACCGUAGUUGUGGAGGCCCGGAACCGUGAGAUCCUCCGUCGAUUUCUUAAUUCGGAGCUGGAUGCGUUCCCGGAUGGAGUGCUGCCACUACUUCUCGCACACCAGGUGGUGCGCACCGUCCAUGUGCUGAGGAUCCAGGCCAUCGACAAGGGUGAGCGGAUGCUGUUCGAGAAUGAUCAGUUUGAGCCCGACCAGGCCUCUUUUGGGCCUCCCAUCUACAACCUCAGCCUCUCUCACCUCCCGCGCCAGCAUCUGCGUGUUCUUGAUCUGUCCGACUGUGGCUACCUCGGGCCGGGACUACAUUCUGUUGACUUCCCACACCUGCACAGUAUUCGACUCAACCACUGCACAAUCACUCGUCAAAAUCUCAACAAGAUUGCAAAAGCUGCCCCUUCUCUCACCACGGUCCGCCUGGAGUUUACCCUGUUGGAUGUUGAUGGUGGAGCUGAUAGUGUCCUCGUGUUCCCAGCCGCAACUUCACUUCUCAUCUAUAUGUGCUGCAUCACGGAGCACGCAAGUCUAGUGAUCAACGCCCCAAUGCUGCGGGAGUUUGUGUACAAGGGAAUUUCUCGGAAGAUCUCGCUGCUCCCGCCACCAGAGGGCCUGCUGAGGGUGGGCUUGGAUCAGAUAUACUUCCGAGGGAAAGAAACCAGAUUCGUUAUGCCUGUCUCCAGCAAUUUUUGGAAUUUUCUUCGGGGAUGCAUCCAUGCAAGGCGGCUAAAUGUGACGAUGUGGAGUGUUGAUGUUCUUGCUCAGACCAGGCCAAAUGUAAAGCUUAUGCAGAUUGAUACACUAGAGCUCAAUGGUGUCUAUUGGCCAUCUUGCAAAAAGGUGGAUUUAUCCAUUGGCAAUUUUCUUAAAUGCUGCCCCGCGCUCCGCAACCUCCGCAUCAACCUCAUCUCAGACCAGGAAGCUCACUUGACAAAAAUAGAACCUGCCAGCUCUUUCUUUGCGCAGAAGUUCAAACCUGACUCUAAGGAAUCCCUCAAACUGUUUAGCCGAUACGAAAUCAGGCAGCUGGUGGAAGCAUGGGAGGAUUCCGAGGACUCUGUUAGCUCCAAGCGUCCUAGGAUGGAGGCAGAUCUUAUGUUUGACGAGCUCAAUGGCCUCACUGGUCAGGACUUCAAGUGCCUUGAGACAUCACUAACAAGUCUCGCUCUUCAGUUCAGGCAGGGGGAGAAGUGCCCCUUCGGAGUCAACCUUUUGAUGUUUUUCGCCCAACACGGCAAGGUUCUGGAGGAAAUUUGGCUUGAAUCUGGACUGCAUGACCACCUGAAUGUCAUGAUUGAUAAAUGGCUAGCAGAUCGGUUUGGAAGAAGGAUGCCGGAUGAAAGGCGAAAAAAGGCUGGAGGUCACUGAGAUGAUCAAGGGAAAGACUCCUGAAGGGAUCUUGAACGCCAUCCACAUUUGAAAAACUUCAGGAGCAGCUGUUGACGAUCUGUGAUUCGAAAAAGAACUACGCUAGGGAGAAGUUGUAACUAAGUUUUGGUUUGCUGACUCCGUUCCCUUUUGGUCGUAUUCUGGUGCACGUUUUGAAUCUGGUGAUGAGGAUAAAUGCUCAGUGUGUGUUCUUGUGCCCUGGCUGUUGCUAGAUGAUGUGUUACCUGUUUAUCACUUCAUUAAAUGUUUAGGCUUGUGCAUUAUUUGGAUGUUUAUGACUUUGUCUCUCUGUAUAGUAGGUUUUCCUAUCCACUGGCAUCCUCCACGGCAUCCGCCACCCAAUCUGAAUGCUCAUUUUUACCUACUCUCUACUUGGUAUGUUAGGAACUUUCACUCUGUACUUGGCGUCAUCUAUGUUAACCUUGUCUAGAAACUGUAUUCUUCUAUAAUUUACUCCAUCGAUUUGUUGCAA
Lolium perenne is the source of this 2680-nucleotide messenger RNA. RefSeq lists its product as uncharacterized. Gene Ontology annotation, molecular function: protein binding. NCBI's taxonomy places the organism in Eukaryota, Viridiplantae, Streptophyta, Magnoliopsida, Poales, Poaceae. The record is from RefSeq and is a predicted model, not a curated record.